AUGGAAACAGAGAACAACACAGUGGUGACAGAAUUCAUCCUCCUUGGUCUGACUCAAUCUCAAGAUGCUCAACUCCUGGUCUUUGUGCUGGUCUUAAUUUUCUACCUCAUAAUUCUCCCUGGGAAUUUUCUCAUCAUUCUCACCAUAAGAUCAGAUCCUGGACUCUCAGCCCCUCUUUACUUCUUCCUAGGCAACUUGGCCUUCCUGGAUGCAUCUUACUCCUUCAUUGUGGCUCCCAGGAUGUUGAUGGACUUCUUCUCUGAGAAGAAGGUAAUCUCCUACAGAGGCUGCAUCACUCAGCUCUUUUUCUUGCAUUUUCUUGGAGCAGGGGAAAUGUUCCUUCUUGUUGUGAUGGCCUUUGAUCGCUACAUUGCCAUCUGCCAACCUUUACGCUAUUCAACUGUCAUGAAUUCGAGAGUUUGUUAUGCAUUAUUGUUGGCUCUGUGGCUUGGGGGCUUUGCCCAUUCCAUUGUACAAGUGGCCCUUAUCCUGCACUUGCCUUUCUGUGGCCCAAACCAGUUGGAUAACUUCUUCUGUGAUGUCCCACAGGUCAUCAAACUGGCCUGCACCAACACCUUUGUGGUGGAGCUCCUCAUGGUCUCCAACAGUGGCUUGCUCACCCUUUUGUGCUUCCUUGGGCUUCUGGCCUCCUAUGCAGUCAUCCUCUGCCGUGUAAAAGGGCACUCCUCUGAAGGAAAGAACAAAGCUAUCUCUACCUGCGCCACACACAUUAUCAUUGUGUUUCUUAUGUUUGGACCUGCUAUUUUUAUCUACACUCGCCCUUUCCGAGCUUUUCCAGCUGACAAAGUUGUUGCUCUCUUCCAUACAGUGAUCUUUCCUUUGAUGAACCCUGUGAUUUAUACCCUUCGCAACCAGGAAGUGAAAGCUUCCAUGAGGAAGUUGUUAAGUCAGUACACAGUUUGCUGA
Molecule: messenger RNA, 927 nt
Organism: Carlito syrichta (Philippine tarsier)
Lineage: Eukaryota; Metazoa; Chordata; Mammalia; Primates; Tarsiidae
Product: olfactory receptor 4N5
Exons: 1
Coding region: 1-927 (308 amino acids)
Biological process (GO): G protein-coupled receptor signaling pathway
Cellular component (GO): membrane
Molecular function (GO): olfactory receptor activity; G protein-coupled receptor activity
Source: RefSeq, a predicted model, not a curated record